GCUUUUUCUUCUCCGAACAAAGGAGUCUCUAUUAGAAAUCAGUUGGAGAACUUCAAAUCAAAAAGGCUUAUGGGCUGCAAAGAUGGUAGUGCAGAGGAGAUAAAGGGGAAAUGGGGAUAUGAUAGGUCUCACAAGAACUACUUGUUUGAGCACGAGCAGCCAGUAAGUAGUCAAAUCCCAAAUUUGCAAGUGAGGCCUAAGGAUGGAAGUCCUGAGCCUGCCUUGGAUGAUGCUGUAUUGAAAGAAAUCACUUCAAUUUUAAGUAGUUGUGUCGAUAGACUACUUAAAGAUGAAAGUUUUAGAUCAUCCAUACAUCAAGUUUGUUUUACUUCACUGAACUCCAGCAAGGUGGAGAACAGACAUGCUAAAGAUAAUGAUGUUCUUUCUUCUCUUAAAGAAGCAAUUAAGACUGUUGAAACAAUGAUCAUUAAGGGUCCUAAUCAGCUGGCGCUGAAGAAAACUUCACUUAAGUUGAGUGUUAUUACUGGCCUGAAGUCAAUAGAAUCGGAUGGGGGAUGCACUUGUGGGAUUCCUAACUCACAUUUAGCUGGUUGGGCCCAUUUUUAUCUGAGCAUUCUUUACAAGAUUCAGAACAAAGAUAAGGUUUCAGCUAAGCAUCUACUGCUAGUUUUCUGUGAUAUUCCACACCAAGCUCGAACAAAAUUGCUACCAGGACUUUGGAAGCACCUUUUCUUACCUCCUCUGUCUCAUUUGAAGGCAUGGUAUGAUAAGGUGAAAAAGUCUAUUCAAGGAACAUCAGAAGUGACGAUGAAUCUGGAGUUUUUGGAUAAAGUAUAUAAUGAUCUUUUGGAUGUCAGUACGUCUCAAUUUGCAGCUUAUUACAAGGGUUGGCUGAUGGAUGACAACAGUCCUGCAUUGCCUUCUAUUCUUGUCCCUGUAUCUUUUCCUGAAAUAGCAGAAGAUGCUAAUGAUGUCAUUUCAGUCGAGUCUUUUAGUUCAAACACUUCAGCUCUCUCUAAAACUAUGAUUAGCAAAAGAUUAUAUGAAUCUGUUUUUGGCGAAGCAAAUAGAAUGGAAAUAACAGACGUUAUGGAAAGUGGGGACGAAGAGGAGAUUGAUGAGGUGGAGGAUGAUCCUGAAGAGGGACAGUCAGAUGCUUGGGCAAGAAGGUAUGAUGAUUCCGAGCAAAACGAUGGAGAAACAUGGAACCACUCUCCUAAUUUGGGCACUUAUGCGGCUGAAAGAUUUGGAGAAUAUUACAGCGCUGGUUCUCAAUAUUCGGUUGUGCCUUUUCAAAAAAAUGACCAGGAAAAUGGAAGAUCUUGUGGAUCAAGCAGCUUAAGUAUCAUUGAAGCAGACAAAACUAGAGUUGAAAGUAAAAUCUUUCAACCUUGUCAUACCAUCAAAGGCUACGUUCAAGUUGGCAAGUCUGACCAGCAAGAAAAUGAUAAUGAGCCUAAGAUGAAAAUGCUAACUCAAGCUGCCUUUCAGUUGCAGUUGACAGAUGUAACACAGACAGAGUCUGUGAUAUAUGAAGCUGACACCAUACUCAAACUUUCUGGUUUAUGCUCAACGCAAGCAAGCCCUCGUGCUGUGCUGUUUGGAUCCCAUGAAGAUACUGACCAGGAUUCCUUGUUUUCUAGAAUUCCAAAAGAUUUCAUUUGUCCUUUGACUGGACUAUUACUUACGGAACCUGUGACAUUGGAGAGUGGGUAUACCUGUGAACUAGCUGCUAUCAAGAAGAGAUUUGAUCAAGGCAACAAAACAUGUCCUGUAACGGGAAAAUCAUUGAAGUAUUCAACUAUCCCUGAAACAAAUGCUGUAUUAAAACACAUGAUCAAUGACUGGGUGGCUGAAUGCUUCAGAAAUUCCCCAUCUAACAAAAAGAAACAGGCUUGGAACUCUAAAAUUGAAUUGGCUUUAUCAAUCUUCGAGCAGAUGACGGUUGGGUUCAGCUCUAUAGACAAGAAGGAAAACAUCAAGCAUCUCAUUUCUCUUGGGGGCUUUCACUUUCUCACUCAGACAUUUGAACUGGGAAGUUUUGAAGAGAAGUCUCGUGCUGCUGAACUUUUAGUCCAGUGCAUUCAGGCUGAUGGAUGCUGUCGGAACUACCUAGUUAUGCAUAUCAGUAAACCUUCUCUCCUUGAACUCAUCCACAGUGGGCAAGUUCAUGCAAUAACUAAUGCUGCUUCACUUCUCAUUGAACUAAUAUGUCUAAACAGAAGGAUGGAUAUUACAUCUUUCCUAAGUGGGUUGAAAACAGAAGCUUCGGAUACCAUAAUGAGUGAUCUUCUACUAUGCCUUAAGAGCUCUCUGCCUGAAGAAAGAGUCCUCGUUGCAGUUCUUCUUUUACACCUUGAUCUUAUAGAAGACUCCCAGGUGUAUAGUGUUUUCAGAAGGGAAGCUGUAAAGUGCGUUAUAACUACACUUGAGUGCUGUCUGUCCAAUAAGAAGUUUAUAGCAAAUUGCCGAACGGCUCUUCUCAUUCUGGGAGGCAUUUUCUCUGUUUCUGGAGAGAUUUUGACAGAAAUUUGGUUGUUGAAACAAGCUGGAUUGAAUGAUGAGGAUGAUGAAACAAUCUCAGAGGAAGAAGAAAGGAGAAGAGAAGAAUGGCUGAAGAGCAUGGUUUCAAUUUUCAUUGGUUACAAAAAGAAGUCGUUCCUGGAGACUCUUUCCAACUGCUGGAAGUUGGGGAGCCCAGAUCUUGCGAGGAUAUGCUUAGUAACAACAGCAUGGAUAAGCCAUGCACUUCCUUCUCUAUUUGUUCCCGAAUUACAGUUUUCUUCUAUGGCUCUUCUUCUGAGGCUGAAAGAAAGCUUGACUAGUGAUAUGGAUAUUCAACAGAGGGUACUUGCUUGUUUAUGUCUGCUCAAUUUCAGCAAGAUUUCAG
Messenger RNA from Dendrobium catenatum, 2851 nucleotides. Its product is annotated as putative E3 ubiquitin-protein ligase LIN. Gene Ontology annotation, biological process: protein ubiquitination. Lineage: Eukaryota; Viridiplantae; Streptophyta; Magnoliopsida; Asparagales; Orchidaceae. The record is from RefSeq and is a predicted model, not a curated record. Gene Ontology annotation, molecular function: ubiquitin-protein transferase activity.